AUGACUUAUGAUAACAAAAAUUAAUUUAAAUAGGUGCUACAAUAUAGAACAUUCGAAGAAUUCUUAACAUCAAUUUGGAAUAUUUUUGGGAAUGAAAUUUAAUAAUUAUUAUUGAAUAUUCUUAGAGAAGGUUAAGGAUAUGAUAAAUAAGGUUCCUAUUUUUUAAGAAUUGGUACAAAUUUAUUUACAGAAUAGAAUUUAAAAAUAGAAAAAAAUCAUAAAUAACUUUGA
Messenger RNA from Paramecium pentaurelia, 231 nucleotides. The record is from the annotation of a GenBank genome assembly. NCBI's taxonomy places the organism in Eukaryota, Ciliophora, Oligohymenophorea, Peniculida, Parameciidae.